UUGUUUUUUUUAAUGAUCAGAAAGUGCUUUCUAAAACCAUCUUUCUAUUUUUGCUUUCUGGCGGGAACAAACAAACCCACCACCUAACCUAGAAAUCCCUGAAUUCGAUUCAUAUCUCUGCUCCCAUUUUUCCUUUCUAAGACAUCACAAUACCCACAAACCAUGUACUGGUUAACAGCCAAAACCGUCGUCGUUUCGGCUCCUCGCUGGCGCCCUCUCUCCCUCCUCCUCCGUUCCCCUCUUCAUCGCCGUGCUUUUACCUCCUCUCCUCCCUUACUUAUCAGACAGUGUGAACGGAUUCAUUGCUUGAAAGAACGAAAACUUUUUAAAGGGACCACAAAAGCGACCAGGAAACUUAGAGAAUUGAACAAUGUCCUUGAUAAGGAUCAUUCUCAUAUUCUGUGGUGGAAGGAGAGGAUGCAGUUGUGUAGAAAGCCUUCUUCUAUGCAACUAAUUAAAAGGCUCAUGUACACUAAUUUACUAGGGUUGGAUGUUAACUUGAAAAAUGGAAGUCUAAAAGAAGGAACACUUAACUGGGAGAUUUUGCAGUUCAAGUCAAAAUUUCCUCGUGAAGCUUUGCUCUGCAGGGUUGGGGAUUUUUAUGAAGCUAUUGGGAUUGAUGCUUGUAUUUUAGUGGAAUAUGCUGGUUUGAAUCCUUUUGGUGGGUUGCGUUCAGACAGUAUUCCAAGAGCUGGCUGCCCUGUCGUGAAUCUACGACAAACUUUGGAUGAUCUCACGCGUAAUGGGUAUUCAGUUUGCAUAGUGGAGGAAGUUCAGGGUCCAACUCAAGCUCGCUCUCGUAAGGGCCGUUUUAUAUCUGGGCAUGCACAUCCAGGUAGUCCUUAUGUAUUUGGACUUGUUGGGGUUGAUCACGAUCUUGACUUUCCAGAGCCAAUGCCUGUUGUUGGAAUAUCUCGCUCUGCAAAGGGGUAUUGCAUAGUAUCAGUGCUAGAGACUAUGAAGACAUAUUCUACAGAUGAUGGACUGACUGAGGAAGCCUUGGUUACCAAGCUUCGUACUUGUCGGUACCAUCAUUUGUUUCUGCAUGCUUCUUUGAAACACAAUUCCUCAGGUUUGCAAGGGACUUGUCGCUGGGGAGAGUUUGGUGAAGGAGGGUUAUUGUGGGGAGAGUGUAGUGCCAGACACUUUGAAUGGUUUGAGGGCAAUCCUGUCAAUGAGCUGUUGUUCAAGGUAAAGGAGCUCUAUGGUCUUGAGGAUGAAGUCACAUUUAGGAAUGUAACCGUUGCUUCAGAAAACAGGCCCCGUCCCUUGCACUUAGGAACGGCGACACAAAUCGGUGCUAUACCAACUGAAGGAAUACCCUGUUUGUUAAAGAUGUUGCUUCCAUCUAAUUGUACUGGUCUUCCUGUUCUGUAUAUUCGGGAUCUUCUUUUGAAUCCUCCUGCUUAUGCAAUUGCAUCUACUAUCCAAGCAAUAUGCAGACUUAUGAGCAAUGUAAAAUGCUCAAUUCCUGAGUUUACUUGUGUUUCUUCAGCAAAGCUUGUAAAGCUACUUGAGUUGAGGGAGGCUAAUCAUAUCGAGUUUUGCAAAAUCAAAAGUGUGCUUGAUGAAAUAUUGCAGAUGCAUAGGAACUCUGAGCUCAGGGAAAUUCUGAAAUUAUUAAUGGACCCUACUUGGGUGGCAACUGGGUUGAAAAUUGACUUUGAGAAAUUAGUGAGUGAAUGUGAAUGGGUUUCAUGUAGAAUUGGUGAAAUGAUUUCUUUAGAUGGUGAAAGUGAUCAAAAGACAAGUUCCUACCCUAUCAUCCCAAGUGACUUUUUUGAGGACAUGGAGUCAUCAUUUAAAGGUCGUGUCAAAAGGAUCCAUCUGGAGGAAGCAUUUGGAGAAGUGGAAAAGGCAGCUGAAGUGUUAUCAUUAGCUGUUACUGAAGAUUUCCUCCCUAUUAUUUCAAGAAUAAAAGCUUCCACAGCUCCAUUUGGAGGAUCAAAGGGAGAAAUAUUAUAUGCUCGAGAGCAUGAAGCUGUUUGGUUCAAGGGAAAACGGUUCACUCCAUCUGUAUGGGCUGGUACUCCAGGAGAAGAACAAAUUAAACAGCUUAGACAUGCUGUAGAUUCAAAGGGUCGAAAGGUUGGAGAGGAAUGGUUUACCACUUUGAAGGUAGAGGAUGCACUAACCAGGUAUCAUGAAGCAGGUGCCAAGGCUAAAGCAAGGGUCUUAGAAUUGUUGAGGGCACUUUCUGCCGAGUUACAAGCUAAAAUUAAUAUCCUUGUCUUCGCAUCCAUGUUGCUUGUCAUUGCAAAGGCAUUAUUUGCUCAUGUGAGUGAAGGGAGAAGAAGAAAAUGGGUUUUUCCUACUCUUGCACCAUUCCAUCGGUUGAAGGAUAUAGAAUCUCCAGAUGUAGCUGAUGGGAUGAAGAUAACUGGUUUAUCACCAUAUUGGUUGGAUGUCGUGCAAGGCAGUGCAGUGCAAAAUACAGUUGAUAUGCAAUCAUUGUUUCUGCUGACAGGGCCAAACGGUGGUGGCAAAUCAAGCUUGCUUCGAUCAAUUUGUGCAGCUGCAUUACUUGGAAUAUGUGGAUUAAUGGUGCCUGCAGAAUCAGCUUUGAUUCCUUAUUUUGACUCCAUUAUGCUGCACAUGAAAUCUUAUGAUAGCCCCGCUGAUGGGAAAAGUUCAUUUCAGAUUGAAAUGUCAGAGAUUCGUUCUAUAAUAACUGGAGCCACUUCAAGGAGUCUCGUUCUCAUAGACGAAAUAUGCAGAGGAACAGAAACAGCGAAGGGGACAUGUAUUGCUGGUAGCAUUGCAGAAACUCUUGAUGGAAUUGGUUGUCUUGGUAUUAUAUCUACCCAUUUGCAUGGAAUUUUUAAUUUACCAUUAACUACAAAGAACACUGCGUAUAAAGCAAUGGCAACAGAAUAUGUUGAUGGGUUAACAAAACCAACAUGGAAGCUGAUAGAUGGGAUCUGCAAAGAAAGCCUUGCAUUUGAAACAGCUCAAAGGGAAGGAAUUCCUGAAACAAUUAUCCGAAGAGCGGAAGAGCUAUAUUUUUCGGUUUACGCAAAAGAUGUGCUUUUGGAAAGGAACGACACAAAACUAGAACAGUUUACUUCGGAUACAAAUGUCAAUGGGUACAAUGAAGGCUAUGAUCAAGUUAGCAGUAUCGGUAAAAGAGCAAUCUACCACAAGGUUGAGUCAACUAACCGAAUGGAGAUUUUGUGGAAGGAAGUCAAGAGUGCAGUCACUGUUAUUUGUCAGAAAAAGUUAAUUGAGCUCUACAAGAAGAAAAAUACACCAGAUCUUGCGGAAGUAAAUUGUGUUGCUAUUGCUGCUAGGGAACAGCCUCCUCCAUCGACAAUAGGUGCUUCAAGUGUUUAUAUCAUGCUUAGACCUGACAAAAAGUUAUAUGUUGGAGAGACCGAUGAUCUUGAGGGCCGAAUUCGUGCUCAUCGUUCGAAGGAGGGAAUGCACAAUGCUUCAUUCCUUUAUUUCUUGGUAUCUGGCAAGAGCAUGGCAUGCCAACUGGAAACUCUUCUCAUCAACCAGCUUCCUAAUCAAGGUUUCCAACUCUCCAAUUUGGCAGAUGGUAAGCAUCGAAAUUUUGGCACUUCUAAUCUCUCUUUAGAAAGUGUUCCCUUGCAUAGAUGAAUCCACAUUUCUUGAUAACCAUUAUGUACAUGGUACAAAGCUACAGUGAAAUAUCUCACCAAUGUAGUAUUUAGAUUAUGAAUUGACAUUGUAAAUUAGGGAAUAUAACAUGAGGAGGUCUGACAUUGAACUUGCAGUGGCUGCAGCAAUUUUUGGUCUUCAUCGUCGUUGCUACACUGCAAUAUUCCUUUCUAAAUCACCCAAUCGAAAAAAGAGGGUGUUUUGUUGUUGAUUAAUGGCA
Molecule: messenger RNA, 3844 nt
Organism: Camellia sinensis
Lineage: Eukaryota; Viridiplantae; Streptophyta; Magnoliopsida; Ericales; Theaceae
Source: RefSeq, a predicted model, not a curated record